AUGCCACAGUACCAGACCUGGGAGGAAUUCAGCCACGUGGCUGAGAAGUUCUACCUCGCCGAUCCCAUGAAGGCACAUGUGGUUCUCAAAUAUAGGCACUCAGAUGGGAAUCUGUGUAUCAAAGUAACAGAUGAUUUAGUUUGUCUGGUAUACAGGACAGACCAGGCUCAAGAUGUAAAAAAGAUUGAGAAAUUCCAUAGUCAGCUAAUGCGACGGAUGGUAGCUAAGGAAUCCCGAAGUGCUGCCAUGUAAACAGAUUGAAUGGUUUGAAGUGAAAGCUCUG
Dromiciops gliroides (monito del monte) is the source of this 283-nucleotide messenger RNA. Its product is annotated as signal recognition particle 9 kDa protein-like. Gene Ontology annotation, cellular component: signal recognition particle, endoplasmic reticulum targeting. The record is from RefSeq and is a predicted model, not a curated record. Gene Ontology annotation, molecular function: 7S RNA binding. Lineage: Eukaryota; Metazoa; Chordata; Mammalia; Microbiotheria; Microbiotheriidae. The transcript has a single exon. Gene Ontology annotation, biological process: negative regulation of translational elongation; SRP-dependent cotranslational protein targeting to membrane. The coding region runs from base 1 to 252 and encodes 83 amino acids.